AUGUCGACGCUCUUCCAGAGCUACGAGGAGGAGUACCGCGACGUCGUCAAAAACGUCCGCGAGGGCCUCGACGAGCUGCGCGCGACGCUCAACCGCGAGGCGGACGGCUACGCCGCCGCGCCGGCCACCGGCCCUGCCAGUCGCCUGCAGCGCGGCGCGCAGCUCGUGCGGCUGACGGUGCAGCUGAAGGAGCUGCUGAACAAUAUGGAGUACGAAAGCAACGACGUCCCUCCCGCGCAGCGGGCGGCGUUGCGGGAGCGGCUGGCGGAGUAUCGAAGGGACGCGCGUGGGUUGGAGGAGGAGAUCGCAAAAACGCGUGCUGAGUGUGCCGCCGCCGACCGCGCGGACCUCAUGGGCGCCUCGGCGACGGCCGGCCCGGCCCCGGUGCAUGCCAGGGCCUUGGGCCUCGACGAGGAAACCGCCAAGCACCGCCUGCACAUGAUGCAGAAUACGGAGCGGGUGAAGCAGGCCUCGAGCAAGUUGGGCAGGGCAGAGCGGCUGCUGAACGACACGGAGGAGACCGGGGCGACGGUGAUGCAGGGCCUGCGCACCCAGACAGAGACGAUGCAUCGCAUCAACGCCACCACAAAUAGCGUCAAUGAGGAGAUCUCAGAGGCGCGCAAGAUCCUCACCCAAAUGCACCGGACGAUGAUAAAACACAAGCUCAUGCUGACUGGUAUCAUUUUAGUAUUGCUCUUUCUCAUAUUUCUGGCGGUGUACCUGUCCUUUUCGAAGAAUGCAGAACAGAGGCCAGUGGAGCCGCCGCAGGCCCAAACGGAUGCUCCACAGCUACCAACAUGGACUCCUCAGGCAGGAGGUGGUCUUCCCGCUGAGUGA
Trypanosoma conorhini is the source of this 837-nucleotide messenger RNA. Its product is annotated as vesicle transport v-SNARE 11. The record is from RefSeq and is a predicted model, not a curated record. Bases 1 to 837 code for a protein of 278 amino acids. The transcript has a single exon. Gene Ontology annotation, cellular component: endoplasmic reticulum membrane; late endosome membrane; SNARE complex. NCBI's taxonomy places the organism in Eukaryota, Euglenozoa, Kinetoplastea, Trypanosomatida, Trypanosomatidae. Gene Ontology annotation, molecular function: SNAP receptor activity; SNARE binding. Gene Ontology annotation, biological process: vesicle fusion; intracellular protein transport; vesicle-mediated transport.